AUGCAGAGAGACACGGAGCAAGCAUCCCUGCCAAGUUCCUCUUCUGAGGAAGGCUUGGUUUUGAGGCAGAAGCCCACGACGAUGCAAGUCCGGGGCAAGGGCGAUGUCACCCUGCAGCAGUGGAAAGAGCAGCAGCUGCAACGCCUGGCUGAAGAGCUGAAGGCAGAGUGGCAGGGGGCCCGGCUGCACGAGGUCAGAGACAUGGAGCGCCUCUACGUAGCCCAUCUGUUGGAUGAAGCAACAGGGAGGGCCCUGGGACACGACUUCAACUCGGACGAACUCUACCAGAGAAGAACGGCAAGACAUAUGAGGGCUAAGGAGAGAAGCAGAGCAGCCUUUAGAGGGGAGAAGGGCCGCAGAGAAGAGCACCCCAGGCACCACCACAAGUCUCGGAAAAAAGCAACGUGCUCACAGAGACGGGGUUCUACCAAAGCCCGGCGCCCAAACUCCAGUGAGAAGGGUAAAGGGAAGUGGGUAUCUUCAAAUAAGAGCAACCAGCCCUUGGGCCCUCGGGCCAGCAGAGCGGCAGACCUGGCAAAGCUUAACCCACUAUUAAGUAGUGCUGAGGAAAUUGAGUGCAUGGAGGAAGUACAGAAGGAAAUAUCCCAGGAGGGGAGGCGGCUCAUAGGAAGGGAAACAUCACGCCUUACUCAGAUCAUAAACUACAACUCCAAGGACCGGUAUCUGAGGGACAAAACACCUGACCUGGAAGAGCCCCUCAGCUCCACCUUCAAACAGGAGGCCACACCCCAGGUGUCUCAAUGCAAAUGCGGCGGUAAGAAUCAGUGGCACAAAGAGAUUGAGUCUGCCUUCGAAGAAUUGUUUAACACAAACAGAAAGCUGAAGAAACAACUGAAUUUACAUCUUGUACAGAGGCUCAAGGCAAACUGGAAUCCAGACGAACAACCGAGCUACUUAGAUACUCAGGGUGAGAACAGCGACACCCUGAAAGAGGAGAGAGCAGUGGAGACAGAAACUGUUGAUUCUGGGAGCCCAGUGGAGACGAAGGUCCAUGAGACAUGGUCCAAAAACAGUCUGAAAGAGUUGCUAAGUGAGGUCGAGUACCCCAGGUACCAACAAAUGGCAAAGUACCCGUUAAAGAGUGAAAGCAUCAUGGUGCCUGUUCCCAAGGCAGAAACACCUGGUGAACAAGAUGACUUGUUCUCAGGAAGCCCAGAGUUAGAACAGGAGCCGCCCAAGCCAGCCGAAGUGGAGGAGAAACCAGUGGACUCUGUAGCAAGCUGGAUAGCUUUGAGGAGGAAGAAGGCAGAGCUGGAGCAGAGAAGGCAGAAGACACUGCUGGAGAUGACAGAACACCCGGACAUGAGCUUGGAGAUCCACUACCAACCAGAGCUGGAGGAAGAACGCAGGGAGCGCCGGAGGAUGCGCUUGGCCAUCCUCAAGUCUUACUCCACUGGGGCCCAGCCCCCAGGCUCUAACCACAACAUUUCCCUGGACAGCUGCCUUCUUGAUGAGGAAAAACAGAACCAGAUGAUCCACGACCUUCAGCAGCACAUUUUAGAGCAAAGCAAUUUACACAAGCAGUUUUUGGAAAAAGCCAGGAAGCGCUUGCAGGAGUUUCAGAAAACAUUUUAA
Messenger RNA from Psammomys obesus (fat sand rat), 1596 nucleotides. It is a transcript of the gene Cep295nl, whose product is annotated as CEP295 N-terminal like. Gene Ontology annotation, biological process: regulation of centriole replication. Gene Ontology annotation, cellular component: centriole; centrosome; cytosol. The coding region runs from base 1 to 1596 and encodes 531 amino acids. The transcript has a single exon. NCBI's taxonomy places the organism in Eukaryota, Metazoa, Chordata, Mammalia, Rodentia, Muridae. The record is from RefSeq and is a predicted model, not a curated record.